CUCGCGUGCAUGUCGCCCUCCCUCGCGCCCCUCCCUGCGCCGUUUCUCGUCCUCCCAGCGUCGGUGCCCUCCCUCAAGCGUCCCCGCGGCCUCUGGAAGCAGCGUCGUCUGGAAGCGGCCGAGAGCUCGCCUCGAUCCCCCUGGCCGCUUCAGGAAGCCACGUCCCACGCCCGGCCACCGCCUGCAUCCACUUCUCCCCGGCCGAGCCCGUUCGGUUCUCCCCGGCCGAGCGUAGCCGGCUCGCCGACGCCGUCUCUGCUCCAUCUCCGAUCGCCCUCGUCCUCUUCGUCCACGUCGCUCACCGCCAGCGCCGACGACGAGAACGCCUACGACGACGACCAAGGCGACUCUCACAGCGAUUCCCCCCUGUCCCCCAAGCGCAGACGCAUCUCAGGCCACUUUUCCCCCGCCCAUUCCGCACCCUCGCCGACCUCCGGAGCCGCCCCCGGCUGCCGCUGUGAAUCUAUAACCCCCAUUCCUAACCCCCAUGCCACCGCCGUCGCUCCCCUCCGUCUUCCUCCCCUCCUCGCCCUGUCCAUGUUCCCGCAGCCGGUCUCCCGUUCCAUUUCCGCCGUCUCCACCACCUCCAGCGACUCCUCGCUAUCUGCCAGGGGCAAACAUCGGCAAUCCUCCGUUCAGACCCAGACUUCCAUUCACUCCGCCGGCUACGAAGAUUGGGAGAACUUGAAGGAACUCUUCGCCAGAGCGGCCGAGCGUUAUGACGGUGUGUGUCCUCCUCUCCCAACCCACAUGUGCCUGCCUCUUGCGUCCCCACACCUGCCCUGCCGCUCGUCCCGUCCUCGAUUGGCUUGGAGUACUGAUCUCUCUCGCCCAGCCGACGACAUCCCAGAGGCCCUCCCCCUACUCCGUGCCGUCAUUCGCCAGUGUCAUCGCUUUCUUAUCGAUCACCCAGAUCCCUCCGUCGUCUACACCCAUCCCAAACCGAAGCGUCUCAGUCGAUCUCCUGAGGGCGCUAUCACCCCCACUGAAGAGCGCCUACAUCGCGAUUGGGGCACAGACCUCCUAGUAGACACUCCCAAUCUCACCGGCUGGUCCUCUAGACGCCGCUCUAGCACAACCACGAAGCCUUCUCGUCAGGCAGAACUCCCCACCGCGUUUCAUGCCAUCUUUGGCAUAACGCUCUUCCUCAUGGGCAACCUUGUCGCGCAGGAUCCCUCCAUCGUCCUUCCCGAGGAACCCGACGCACCCUCAACGUACUGGCUUGCCGCUCUCGAUGUCUUCGAAACCGGAGAGAACCUUCCCAGUCGAGUGGGUGGUACCGACCUCGAUGCUGCCGAGGAUUGGCGGAUGGCCAUCGUCUGGGGCCGCACCCUUGUCUGCCUUGCCGAUGAGAAGGUAACACAUAACAUCAAGAUGGCGAAGGAGCAGGCCGAGGCGUCCGACGCCUCUCCAAACCACUCCUCAUACUUCUCAACGGCGUCGGCGUUCUCUAUGUCUGAGCCGCACUGGCCCCCAUCAUCUCCGUUCCACGCUAUCGCCCAAUUCCGUCCGCCAGUAACGCGGCGAAUGUCAUUGUACUCCGCCUCUGCUCACGACAUCAUGGUUCUCGCCAUGGAUCAGUUUUCCCGAGGUAUCUUCCACAUGCCUCAUCCGCACUAUUCACACUCGCACAACCCAUCCUACGUUCAUACUCCGGGAGUCGCGCCCUCCGCGUACCAGAAUUCCAGCUAUUUCUCGUCCCCUCAAGCGCCGCCUUCCCAUUACGCUUCGCCAUAUGUCCCCUCCACAGAUCCCCUAAUCAGCUUCUCCCGACCUCAAGAACUCUUCACAAUUGCGUCAGAAGUUCUAGGCGUCGCUGAACGUCUCUCUUCGGGAACGCAACGGCACUAUUGGGCGUCAUGGGCUGACUCGGUAUUCAAUCAGAUGAAGAACGAGGCCGACAUGGACGCUUGGCGGGCACCUAUCCUCUCUGCACGCGGACGCUGCUGGCUCGUCAUGGGCUCCGCGUCCGUCGACGACAUGGAGCCUGCGCUUGAAGCCGGCGACCUAGAAGUCCUGCACACGCCUGAAGCUGAGGAAGCUCGCGAAGGCCUCGCUAUGGCGAUUUCGUUCUUCGAGCGUGCCAAGGGACACCUCGCAGACUCGAUGAACACUGCAGGUCGGGAGUGCGAGGAUGUCUCGCCAUUGCUCGCAGAGGCCCUGCUCGUGCUCGCGAACCUCACUGCAGACGAGAACAAACGCGAGGAGCUCUAUACCCGUGCGCAGGCAGAAGUUGGCGAGGACCUGAGACUGGAUUCCCCGGACGCCUCCAGCGGCUCAAACGCCGAGGCUGAUGCCGAUGAUGCGAUGGAUACGUCGAUGUGAAACCCCCCCCUUGGCGCGUCGCUCGCAGCUGCGAAUCUCGACCGACCUCGCCUUGUCGCUCCAGGGCGGCGGGAACAGCCUAGUCCGGCUGUCCCCGGUGUCUCGGUCAUGGACUGGGGUCUCGAAUCUGAACACCGCAGACGGUCGCGUCCCUGCUUCAAUCUCCCUUCCGUCACUCACUUCCACUCUUAUCAUUAUUCAAUCUCUUUCGGGCUAUAAAUGUAUCGCUCCAGGGUUCAUAGCGUAUCCUCUCUCAUCUCUCGUCUCUCCUGCACCGGUCUCUGUCAUACACUGCCUGUUCUCUGUCGCUCGUCCUCACCGCAUCGCUCUACUCCCUUGCAAUUGUACUCACAUGCUCGUCCUGCAGACAUUCCUAUAUAGCAACUUCUUGUAGGGCGCGGGCUCGUAUACAUUGGUAGAUAUGCUGGCAACAUGGUUAUCAGUAAUUCUGUUGAGACGUGGGCGCAGUCGUCACAACAUCGGAAAGGAACCAAAUUGCAUAGCGGAUUGUGAAGUUGAGUAUGAUUGAGGCCGCUCAAUUCUUUGUGCAAUCAGCGGCCAUUUAUGUAUAGUAUGAGAUAGAGCUUUGAAGUCCAUGUCGUGCAACGGCCAUCGGCGUGUGCAGACUUGAGUUCUGGACACGGCCUUUUUGAUCGCGAAUGCUGGAGUAUAUUCUUAUGGGGCUAACGCGAACGUUUUGAGCUCAGCGCGAGGAGUUGGGAGAUGAUGAAGAUGAAGACGGCGUUCAAGUUGUGGGUGCUGUAAGGGCGGGGGCGCUUGCUGGGUAUCGGCAGGAGGAGGUUAGGGUUGCGAUGCGACGGGCUGAUAGCUGAGCGCAGGCUGAGGCUGAAGGACCUCAGCCAGCUCUAUUCCCCGACCGUCACCAUCUCAUCUACCUCACAUCGUUGUUUCCCGCUUUGCCAGCGACGCCCUUGUAUACUCUGCCCAAGCGACCAGCCCUGCAGUCAGUCGUUACCCGGCCGCCAUGUCUCGAUUCGUCCGAGCAUCCAAGUAUCGCCACGUCUUCGGUCAAAACGGCAAGAAAGAAUAUGGUUUUGACAAUGUCAAAGUCACCAAUAGUGCCUGGGACACCAAUGUCAUCUCUGCCUCUACCCGCUAUGUGUCUUUGAACUGGAACUCCUCUGGUGGAGGUGCCUUCGCCAUCCUCCCCCUUCCCUCGCCCUUCGCCCCUCUACCAAGUGCUUUCCCGUCCAAGCUCCCCGAUCUCAUCCCACUCGCCCGAAGCCACUCCGGCCCUGUCCUCGACACUGACUGGUCUCCGUUCAACGACUCCAUUGUCGCUUCUGCGGGCGAGGAUGGUAAGGUCAUGAUUUGGAAGGUUGAGUCUGGCGCGUUUGAAGGCUGGGGCGAGGACGGCUGGGAACCUCGCGACUUUGACCCCGUCGCGCGUCUUGACGUCUCCCCGCGACGCGUUGGACACGUUCUCUUCCACCCGACCGCGAACAACGUCCUCGCGACUUCCACCGGUGACCACGUCGUCAAGCUCUGGGACCUUGCAAACCCCGAGAGCGCCAAGUCCGUCUUAGGCGGCCAUGGCGACGCGAUCCAAAGCAUCACAUUCAAUCCUUGGGGCACUGUCCUUGUCACGACAUGCAGAGACAGGAAGAUCCGCUUGUUCGAUCCCCGCGCGGGAGGCGACCCGGUUCGCGUUGGAGAGGGCCACAGCGGUAUUAAGGGUGCGCGUGUCGUCUGGAUGGGCGACAAGGAUCGCCUCGCAACCACUGGUUUCAGCAAGAUGAGUGAUCGUCAGGUCGCGCUCUGGGAAACGGGAGGCUUGGGGAACGUCAAGACGAUUACCAUUGACCAGACGUCUGGGGUGCUCAUGCCAUUCUGGACUGACAACAACAUCCUCUUUUUGGCUGGCAAGGGUGACGGCAAUAUCCGUUACUACGAAUACGAGAGCGACAACCUCUUCCCUCUCGCCGAGUACAAGUCAUCAGAGCCUCAGCGUGGCAUGUGCUUCCUCCCUCGUCGCGGCCUCAGCGUAUCGGACUGCGAGAUAGCGCGCGCUCUGAAGGUCGCGGCCAAUUCCAUCGAGGCUAUCGCUUUCAUCGUACCCCGGAAGUCGGACUCCUUCCAAUCCGACAUAUACCCUCCCGCACCCUCUGCUGAGCCCGCCCUUACUGCUGCCGAGUUCUUCUCCGGAAAGAAUGCCCCACCCAAACUGGUAUCCCUGGAGGAUGGCUCGAUCUCAUCUGUCACAGGAUCCGCUCCCAUCGCCACACCCGCUCCGGCGCCGACGAGGACCACCUCCGCACCGCCUCCGGCGGCUGCGCCUGCCACGCCUGCCAUCGUCGUUCGCGACGAGCCCUCGCCUGCUCCUUCGCCUGUCGCUGCACCUCCUCGGAUCGAGCCUACCCGUUCGCAGUCUCUUUCUCAAGACAACUCGGAGGUCUCUUCCCUCAGGGAAGAGAACGCGCGGCUGACAUCAGAGCUGCGCGAAGCUCGCGCACAGAUCCGCAACCUCGAGCUGCAGGUCGAGACCGUGCGCGCCAACGCUCGCAAAGCCGCUGCGCUCCUCGACAGUUGAAUGAAAGUGGUGAUCUGUGGAGGAUUCGUCAUGUGCUUGUUUUCUGGGAAUGGACGGUGUGCUGUAGAUUAACAGAAGGCGAAAAUGUAUGUGAUAUUACACAUCUGUUAGGAAUGCGCGAGCGAGUACAAUCGCAUAGUUCAUGGUAAUGGACAUUAACACAGAUGCUCAUCCUCGUAAGCCUGUAACAACGGCCGGUAUCAUUAUGACUGUAAUUAAGCCCCUCUCUGUUUGCGCAAGAACUGAUUCUGCAUAACGAGCAGGAGCGCAUAUAAAGCCUCCAUACGUGGCAUGCUCACACCGGCCCGCCUACCCAUUCUGACAACCUCACCAACCACAUGCUCGACCUCCAUGGGCCGGCCUGCCUGGACGUCCAUCAGCAUGCUGGGCAGAUGGGUGCUAUCCGGACGAGCAUGCAAACGGGCGGUGUUUGCCAGCGUCCGGUUCACAAGGUCUGGAUCGAGCCCUUUGACCGCGCCGGACUCAGAUGGUGGGUACAGGACGGUGCCGAGGUCAUACACUUCCGAGAGGGUGUCGUAUAGGAAGGGGAUCGAAUACGCUCCGAUCGCUUCCGAUGCAUGCGGGAUGGACACCGUCGCUUUCUGAGACGCGCCCUGGCGCUCGAUCUGAUCUGCAGCCAUCGUUGGAGCCUCAGGCUGUGGACCCGUGUAGCCAGGCUCGAGAUGUGGGGGGCGGAAGAACUCGCGGAGGGAGUGCCGGGCGAGAGCGGAUGAGGCUCCAAGGACGCCGUUCCACAUGUUCUUUGCGAACUUGACGCGUUGGAUCUCGUGGACAAUCGUCGUCUCAGAUCCUCCAUGAGCGAUGAUAUCCGAGAAUGCUGCCAGGAGAUCCGCCUCUGCCGGUGUAUUCUCUGCGAUUGGGGAGGUGGAUGGGGGGCGAUAGACCCCGAGAGAGACGCGGUCAAACUCGUUGUGUUCGACUGUAUUCUUCUCAGUGAGUCCCGUCCCGAUCCACACUGCUGUGCUGAUAAUCCGUGGCUCUUCCUGAGGCUUGAGUUUCUUCAGCGCGUCAUAUAGCGCGACCUCGACGUUAAGUCCGUUUUGAAAGAGGACAUAUGUAGGUUGCGGAUGGAUAUCACAGUAGGGCGGGGACAACAGAGGGGCGAGGAGAGCAGGCGUCGUUUGGAUUUCCGGAAUAGCCUUCGUUGCAAGGACAACGUAGGAGUAGGGGCGAUCGAGAGCGUCAGAGAUCUUCGGGAAUAGCCGAUCAGGUCUCCAUCCUGGAUGGUCGCCGUACUUGCGGCUAUGCAAGUUCAUCCCAUUAGCUCUAACAGCUUCAUAAUUGCUCCGCGCAACAACUGUGACGCGUGCGCGACCAUUGUUCUUGAGGAUGAAUGAGUCUGGGCAGGCGAGGAUCCAUUGGAAUGAGUUGCUGAAUCGAUGGAGUUAACUUCAACUCUGCACAUCUACAUACAUACAGCGCCCACAGCACCAUAACCUAUUAGUAGAACGUCUUUGAUUGCAUGCGUUGUCAUGAUCUGUGAAUUCGCAGGUCAGCGUAUGUAUAGCGGAUUUGUGCUCCGGAGUCAAGUCGAUGUCGCGAAGGGCACGCCGAAAAAGUCAGCU
Molecule: messenger RNA, 6462 nt
Organism: Dichomitus squalens LYAD-421 SS1
Lineage: Eukaryota; Fungi; Basidiomycota; Agaricomycetes; Polyporales; Polyporaceae
Product: microtubule binding protein
Exons: 12
Coding region: 3311-4876 (521 amino acids)
Biological process (GO): actin filament organization
Molecular function (GO): actin filament binding
Source: RefSeq, a predicted model, not a curated record